ACGAUUAUUCCAUAACCAGCAUUGCUUGAAAGCUAGCCAAAACAAAAAUGGCAAGCGAACCUCAAAAUUCAGAUCUUACAUUCCCACCAGCAGAUGUUGUGGGAGAACUUCAUCCUGAGAUAAACACAAAUGUUCAGGUUGAUCCUUCAUCUUCUGAGAUGGCAGCCUACAAGGAAAAGAAGACACAAAAGGAGGCCAAACAAGAGAAACAUGACAGAGAAAAGAAGGAUGCACUACGAACAGUAAAAUCAGCAAUUAUAAUUUCUGGUAUAAUUGUGGCUUUGGCAGGAGCUGCAUUUGCUAUAGCCAAGAAAUUAAGGGAGAAAUGACCCCAACCUUCUCAAGAGAUAUAGAAGAUUUAAAGAGAUUUAUCAGUUUUAGGGUUAUUUUAGGUCUUCCCAUUUCUUCAUAUGAAUUAGUUCCGAUCAUUUUUCUGAUUUUUGGGUUCAAAUAAGUCCUACACCCUAUAUAAUAUUAUUCAUAACAUGA
Vigna unguiculata (cowpea) is the source of this 489-nucleotide messenger RNA. RefSeq lists its product as uncharacterized. The record is from RefSeq and is a predicted model, not a curated record. NCBI's taxonomy places the organism in Eukaryota, Viridiplantae, Streptophyta, Magnoliopsida, Fabales, Fabaceae.